Ipomoea triloba (trilobed morning glory) is the source of this 2761-nucleotide messenger RNA. RefSeq names its product putative pentatricopeptide repeat-containing protein At1g12700, mitochondrial. Gene Ontology annotation, molecular function: protein binding. NCBI's taxonomy places the organism in Eukaryota, Viridiplantae, Streptophyta, Magnoliopsida, Solanales, Convolvulaceae. The record is from RefSeq and is a predicted model, not a curated record. Bases 96 to 2000 code for a protein of 634 amino acids. The transcript is spliced from 5 exons.
UCGUUGCCGGUUUCAAAAUUGAAACAGAGAGGAAAAUGAUUUGCAAUAUUUGAAUUGGGUGCUGGUCGAAACCCUAGCUUUGAAUUCUUGUUAAGAUGAAUAGACAUUGUGUUUCAGCUUCAGCAGGGUUCACACGCAGGCAUUUCAAUUCUUUUCACCACCGAGGCAGUAAUCCAUCUCUAUUUCCACUAUUGAAUUUCUCGUAUUAUCGUUGUAGCGUCAACCCACUGGUUGCAAUGGUAUAUUUCUUUAGUUCUCAAACUCUUAACUGCCAUGAUAUGGUUGCUUGUCCCCCUUCGAUGAAUCUUGAGUUGUAUUUGCAAAAUCGCCUAUCUGGGUUUAAGUAUGUUAGCAAGCUCGAUGAAGCCCUUGCUUUGUAUGAUCAAAUGCUUCGAAUGCAACCUCGACCUUCUAUAAUUGAAUUCACGCAGCUGUUGAAUGCGGUGGUGAAGAUGAAAUGCUACUUGGAUGCUGUUUCUUUAUUCAACAAUAUGCGUGUAUUAGACAUUCAAACCGAUGAGUAUAUACUGAACGUUGUCAUCAAUUCUCUUUGUUGUUUGCGCCGAGUUGAUUUGAGUUUUGCAGUCCUCGGAAGCUUCUUCAAGAGUGGUCAUGUGCCCAACGUUACUGUCUUCAGCACCAUACUAAAAGGGCUGUUCCUUGAAGAAAAGAUUCGGGAGGCUUGUAAACUGUUUCAGAAGUUGUUUGUAGAGAAGAUAUGUGAGCCAGAUGAAUUUCUGUUAUCAAUAGUAAUUGACGGCCUUUGCAAAGCAGGAUCCACUGGCAUGGCUGUUAACUUACUUCAUCUGUUUGAGGAGAAAGGAAAUUGUAAGCCUGCUGUUGUAGCAUAUAGCACUAUUAUUGACAGUUUGUGCAAAGACAAAAUGGUGAAUGAUGCUCUUGUGCUAUUUGCUGAAAUGAUUAAAAAGGGCAUUGCUCCCAAUGUUGUGACCUAUAAUUCACUGAUUCGUGGACUUUUCAGUUUUGGUCGAUGGAAAGAGGCUGUAGGGAUGCUGAAACAGAUGGUGGACUUUAGGAUUUGUCUAGAUGUGCAUACAUACAGCAUUUUGGUUGAUGGCUUCUGCAAGGAGGGAAGGAUUGAAGAUGCUGUGAAAGUCAUAGAGGAAAUGAUUCAAGACAGGGUUGAUCCUGAUGUCGUUACAUACAAUGCAUUGAUGGACGGAUAUUGUUUACAAGGACAAAUUAAAAAUGCAGUUGAAGUCCUAAAGACCAUGAACUGUAGGGGAUGCAAACCUAAUACUCGUAGUUAUAACAUUCUGAUGAAUGGAUAUUGCAAGAUUGGGAGGAUAGACAAGGCCUUGCAAAUUUUUCAAAAUCUUCCCCAAGAAAGGUUGAAGCCCUCCACUGUUUCCUACAAUACUAUAUUGCAAGGUUUAUUCCAAGCAGGGAGAUGCGAUGCUGCCAUGAAGCUUUUCAAUGAGAUGGAAGCUAGGAACGAAGGUCUGAGUCUUGUCAGCUACAAUAUCCUUUUGGACGGCUUCUGUAAGAACCAUUGUGUAGCUCAAGCACUUUCACUACUGAGUGUAAUGGAAGAUAAGGGUUUGGUUCCUAAUAUAAGGUCCUACAAUAUUGUCAUAGACGGACUGUUCAAAGAUGGAGAGCAUGGUAGUGCAGUGGACCUAUUCAAUGGCCUUCGUUCUAAAGGUUUGCAGCCGAAUGAUAUAACUUAUACUUGCGUGCUAAGUGGACUUUGCCAAGAAGGUCUGCUAGAAGAUGCAAAACAUCUCCUCAGCAAAAUGGAGAACAGUGGUUGCAUGCCCAGUAGUGUGGCAUACAAUGUUCUUGUUCGUGGAUUUGUUAAAAUGCAUGAGCAUCGUGAGGCCAUUGUACUGUUGCAGAAAAUGUUGAGGUAUGGAUUCUCACCUGAUAAUAGUACUUGCGAGAUUGUACUUGAUUCAAUCCUGCGGGAAGGACAAGAUUCCACUCUUCUUCACAUGAUUCAAAAUACAUUGGAAAAUGACAAAAUGGCCAACCCUUAGUGGAAGUGUAUGUAUUUUGGUGUUGUACAUGAUGUCCAUAUAUUUUAUUGAAGGUGGUUGGAAACUUCUCAAUAAUAUAUGGGUUCAGAGACAGGAUCAGAAGAUGUAAAGGAUAUAACCAAAUCAUCCCCUGCAAAUGAACUUGAAAUGGAAAAUGUUGAGAUGUUACCUCACUUUUCAGAUGUCAUCAAAACUCCUUGAAUCUUGUGAACAUGACCAAUUUGCUAUAUCACACAAAUGCAGACAGCACCCAAUGGAAGAAUUUUGGACACAAUAGGCCUGUUCUUGUGAGCUUCUUAUUUAGGAUGUAUAUGCAGCAGCAGCAGCAUAUAAUUUGGAGCAUACAAUUAUUACCCAGAAACUGGAAUUCAAAGAUUGAAGAUGGCAGGCCAGUAUUGGGAUACGAUUUCCUAACUAUGAGUAUAUUAUUAUCAUUCCAUAUUUCCAUUUCCUGGCAAGUAUGAACAAUCCACAGAUCAUUUCAUGAUAGCAUGCUUAACAAUAUAAAUGAAGAUUACAAAACACUGUGUGACACUGUGACAGAAUGCAUACUAGUAAGUAGUAAUGAUAUAUACAGUAGCAGGAUGGCGCGCAAUGUGCUCAGCAAAAUGCCUGGUAAGGUUCUUUGUAAGGCUGGUAUUGGGAAAAGUAAUGUAGUAGACCACAAUACUAGUUUGUGAAUAGAUGUGGACAAUCUAUAAAGAAGGAAUAGUUAGGUUCAUUUAUACCUACACACAAUAAAAGAACAAAAUAUUAUAGAA